Molecule: messenger RNA, 8711 nt
Organism: Cheilinus undulatus (humphead wrasse)
Lineage: Eukaryota; Metazoa; Chordata; Actinopteri; Labriformes; Labridae
Product: sickle tail protein
Exons: 22
Coding region: 1267-7587 (2106 amino acids)
Cellular component (GO): cytoplasm
Source: RefSeq, a predicted model, not a curated record
UUGUCAAAAAGAAAAAGCUUCUUGAAAAAGUUGAGUUUUUAACGACAGAGGGUGAGAAAAGAAGCAAAGAAAAGCUCUGAUCUUCUCUUCCGUGCUGCGUCUCUCUCAGCUGUAUUUUUUUUUUCUUGUCACAGCUGAUGCCUUCGGUGCAGGAGAUCAGAACGGCUCCACUGUUCGUCUCUUGUGUACACACUCACACAUAGACACACAUGCUGUAACGCUCCCUUUCCUUUGCGCUCUUUAAUUCUCUGUAAAUUCCAGCAGUGAUUGUGGGGUUUCGUGUGUUGUGCGGUGCAUUUCUUGCCUCUGGUUGCAUGAACAUCUCGUUGCAUGUGGGGAGAACAGGCUGUUUGGAGUAGUGGGACGAGAGGCGGACAGAGAAAAAGAUGAAGAAGGAGGAAAAGUAGGACGAGGUGAAGCCGGGGAUUGUACAAAAGUGUGGCUUUGAGCGUUUGGCAGAUGACGUGAAGCGCUUCACAUCUGGAACAGCUUGAGCAGCUGCACCUGAAGACAAGGGCUCCUUCGCAAAGCCUGUACCGGCACUUUCUCUUUCUCUUGCCCUUUCUUUUUGUUUUUUUCCCCCUCUUGCUGUCCCUAAAUCUUUCUCUCUCUGGUCUCCGCCUGCCUGAGUGCUGGAAUUGUUACCCGCUGAGCAUCAGCACAGAGGAGCGAGUGAACCGGAGCGAAAGAGGAGGAGGAGGAGGAGAGAGAAGGCACAGGAGGACAGGAACAUGGGGAAGAAUUACAAGGCAUGAGGUAGGAGAAGAGUUGACAACCAUAUUAUGAGUGCAAGUGAUGAAGAGAGGGAGCAGGAAGAUUUACCAAAAAAAUGACAGGGAUGGAGAAGGCGAGAGUGUGAAAUACGGGGAGGAGAGGCAGAGGAGGGAUUAAGAAGCCGGAAUGCGCUGACACUGGAGACCUGAGUUUCUGUUUGCUUUUGGCACAGCACAUCCUGUCACUCUACAGGUUUAUCUACACCCACUUUGCUAGCACACUGUUUGCUUUGGAGGAUGAUCCCAGGAGGCCACGCCAGGAGAGGAGAACACCUUCCAAGGAGUUAAUAACCCCCCACCCCUAACCCUCACCCUUUGCUCCCUUCCCAAAAGUGCCCUCCCCUCCCUCCCUCCCCGUCUCCGGCCCACUCAGCCUACCUGCACCAGUCACAACACGCUGGAGCUGCAGAGUCACCGAGUCAUUCACUGAGAGCUCAGAAACCCUGGAUCCCCCACGGGACACACUGACUGAGGAGCUUUUCUGACCUGCAGGAUGUCCAAAGCCUCCAGGCUGGCUCGCCCACCCUCUGCAGGGGCCGGAUCCAAACUGCCCUCACCAAGGAAGGAAUGCACUGGCACAGGUCGAGCCCGGGUGGUAAGUGUGGGGGAGAAGCUGAUGAGGGCAGGUAGUGAUGGCGUCCUGAGUAGACAGAAAUCUGUACCAGCGACUGUGCCCCAGGAGAAAGAAAAGAGGGAGAACCAAACUGAAGCUCAGGCCCAAAACCAGAGUACAGAUGAGAAGGCUGAGAACGUGGAGAUGGCCCAUCCAAAGAGCAGGAUCAGCCCACCUAAGGGAUCUUUGCACAAACAAACAAAAAGCAACCUGAAGGUAACCUCCCCGGAGGACGCCGAGCACGUAGGCCGCAGACAGGCCUCCCCAAAUGGGACGCCACCUACGAGAGGGGACGCUAAAGGCAGCCGCACAGUCCCUCGAAGACACACGUUAGGAGGGGCCCGCGGCUCCCGAGAGAUCCUGGCUAUGCAGCCGUCAGACAUGGACAAGAAGAGGGAGGCCUUUCUGGAGCAUCUGAAGCAGAAAUACCCGCAUCAUGCCUCGGCGAUCAUGGGCCACCAGGAGAGACUGCGAGAGCAGUCUUUGCAGGACAUGCUCUCCUCCCUUCACUCUGAGCUUGACAUUCAGAGGUACUUGAUGAAAAUCCAAUUGCCCCACAGAAGCAGAAGCCCAAAGCACGGCCCCAGUCCCCAGCUCAGCGUCGGCGACCAGGUCGACCACCUAUCUCUGGCCUCCCUGGAGUCGUUGGACACCAUGUCUGAGGCCGACGCGCCCACAGCCUUCCACCGAGGCAGCAGGAUUCGUGCGAGCCUGCCUGUGGUGCGAUCCACCAACCAGACAAAGGACCGCUCCUUAGGAGUGCUGUACCUGCAGUACGGAGACGAUACCAAACAGAUCCGCAUGCCUAAUGAGAUCACCAGCAUUGACACUGUCAGAGCUCUGUUUGUUAGUGCCUUCCCGCAGCUGCUCACCAUGAAGAUGCUUGAGUCUCCUAGUGUUGCUGUCUAUGUCAAGGACGAUAUGAGGAAUAUGUACUACGAGCUCACUGAUGUCAGGAGCAUCACAGAUCACUCCUGCCUGAAGGUCUACCACAAAGACCCAGCACAAGCAUUCAGCCAUGGACCAAGACCUGCGAAUGGCGAUGCCCGGAUACACAGUGAGAUGGUGCAUGCCACUCGCGAUGGACCCCACCCUCUUAGACAGCCCCCCAUGGGUCCGCCACCCCACCCUAUGCAGGGAGCACUACCCCCAACUCCCCACUCCAUGCCCCCAUCCCCUUCUAGAAUCCCAUUUGGCCCACGGCAGGGAUCCUUACCUGGCAACUCCACUAUCCCACGGGAACGUCUGGCUAAUGCUAACCCUCCGGCUCGCUCCAUCUCACCGUGUCCCAGCGCCAUCCUGGAGAGGCGGGAUGUCAAGCCGGAUGAGGACAUGGGGGGUAAAAGCCACAGUCUCGCCAGGGGAAAUGAGGGCAUAUAUGCAGACCCAUAUCUGCUCCAAGAGGGAAGAAUAAACAUGGUGUCUGCCCAUGGACCACACCCCAACCCAGGGCUUGAUGGUCCAGAACACAUGGGAGGAUUUCACCGUGCCUCCAUUCGUUCCACAGGUUCUUAUGGAGGCCCUAGCCCUACAGACUCUAUGGAUCACCCCUCAUUGUACAGGCAGAAGUCCAGAAACAGCCAGCUUCCUACUUUAGGCUCUAAGACACCUCCUCCAUCCCCUCACAGGAUGGCUGAAGUUCGCAUGAUUGACAUCCAUGGCGGGCCUCCUCAUGGCGUCCCACCUCAUGGUGUGCCCAUGGAGAGAAGCUCACCUGUGCGCCAGUCCUUCAGGAAGGAGGAAGUGGGUGGGACCAAACCCCGGAGCAACAUGGGAUCACCUGUAGUUGCAGAUCUUCAGGGUCACAUCCAAGGGCCCAUCCCACCUGCUGGUGACCAUCAGACACGAGAGCGAAUGAAGGCUAUGGAGCAACAGAUUGCCAGCUUGACUGGUCUUGUUCAGCAUGCACUUUUAAAGGGGCCAAACUCUAGUGGCACCAAGGAGCCUCCAAGUGAGAGACCACCGAAGACGUCAUCUCCAGCCCACAGUGCACACAGCUCAGGUGGUUCCCCAGUGAUGGCUCCCAAGAGAAGUGCAGCCCCAUCAGACAAGGGCUCAGUUCCUCUAAAAGUCAACCUCCUGCAGUUCAGAAAGAAUGUUUCCGACCUCAGGAUGCAGCUCCAUCAGAUGAGACAGCAGCAGCUCCAGAACCAGGAAGCACUACGAGUCCAGCUGAAGCGGGCCGAGCAGGAAAUCAGCGUCAAACUUGCAGAGGCCAUGCGUGGUCUGGAGGAUCCUGUUCAGAGGCAGAGAGCUCUGGUAGAAGAAGACAGGCACAAGUACUUAGGUCUGGAGGAGCGUGUUCUCACUCAGCUUGGUGAUCUGGAGCAGUAUGUGGGCUCUUUGCAGAAAGACUCAUCAACAACACACAGAGUAGUGACCCUGAAAGAUGUGGAGGAGGGAGCGGUGACUCUGAGGAAAGUUGGAGAGUCUCUGGCAGGGCUCAAAGGGGAAUUCCCUGCCCUACAAACCAGAAUGCGGGCCGUGCUCAGGGUAGAAGUGGAAGCGGUCAAGUUUUUGAAGGAGGAACCUCACAAACUGGACAGCAUGCUGAAAAGGGUCAAGAGCCUGACGGACACGCUCAGCAGCCUUAGAAGAGGUGCUUCUGAGAACUCACAGAAAGGACUUGAUCCCUCUGCUAAUGUCCCAGUGGAAAACAGCCCUUCAGUACCAGCUCCCCCUUCAGAAGCUCUCCCAGCAUCAGUGCAGCCUGACUCCACAUCAGCUCCACUGGAGCCCCAGAGCUCCACAAUCAGAUCGGAGGUGAUGCCUUCCUCCCCGGUGGUCAUCCAUCAUGUCCAGAGCUCCCCUGUCCAAAUGCAGCAGUCCCAGCAGUCUGCAGCCUUGACAGCUCAGCCCAGUCCCCCGCUCACCCCAAGCCCCAACCCCAGCAAGAGUCAAGGCCGAGAAUCUCCCAAGGGGGCAGCCUCGGAUCCACCAAGUCCUGCCCGUCUUAAGAAGAUGCACGGGAACGGGCAUGUGAGUAAUGGAAACGGCACUACAAACCAGGGUCUAGUUAUAGAGGAGCUCCAGAACAGCCAGGACAAGAGCAAAAACAGAGCUAUGUCCAUAGAGGCUGCAGAAAAAGAAUGGGAGGAGAGGAGGCAGAACAUGGGUCAUUAUGAUGGAAAGGAGUUUGAGAAAAUACUGCAAGAGGCCCAGGCAAACAUGAUGAAGGGCAUCCCCAGCCUAGAGGUGGAAGAAAACCCAGCAGCACCCACUGUGGCCACCGUAGAGCAGUCAGAAAUCAAAAACAACCCUGUGGAGUCACAGUCAGAUGAGGCCCAGUCCGAGUCUCUCUCUGACAAAGCUGUCAAGAAGGGGCCUGAGAAACUACCCAAGCCUGUGUUGGAGAAACCUGCCAAACCUGCACUGGAGAGGCCCCUAAAGACUGCCACCAAGCCAGCACCCACUGACAGUUUUAACAAGCAGGUGUCUGAAAAGGCCAGCAAGUCUCCACCACCUCCUCCUCCAAGGAAGACCUUCCACAGCUCAAGCUCAGGCAUGACCACAACACGAUCCGGUGAGGUGGUCUACACAAACAGGAAGGAGUCUGUCUCAGCCCAGGAAGGUGAAGAGGAAGCACCACCUCCCUCUCCCCAAAAGCCCACCAAGGUUCCACCAGAGACCAAGCCUAAGCCAGCAACCCCUCCACCCGUCACUUCCUCUGUUAGCAGAGAAGAAGAGGAUGAAGGGGACAAGAUCAUGGCGGAGCUUCAGGUUUUCCAGAAGUGCACAGUUAAGGAUGUAGGGGUGAAAAAUUUGGUAGAGCCCACCACUCGAAUUGAACCCCAAAUCAGAGAACUAAGACCAGGGGCUUUAAUGUCCCUCAAAGAGAAAAAGCAGAGCUCAGAGCCCAGUCGUGAGGAUAAAGAUCCAGACACAGAUGAAAACGGAAAUACCACUCUCAGACAGAGCCAGGGGGUCAUUUAUUAUGUGACUGGCCAGAUCCCCAAAGAGAAUCCACCACCACCACCAGGAAGUGAGGAAACCCCCGAACACCGGGAACCCGCUCAGCCUCCAUCACAGGUGUCAAAUGUCAAUAUUAACGACAAUUCUCCAAGCCAGCAGCAGCAGCAGCAGCAGCCGCCACAGUCUCCACCGCCCAAAUCCCCUGUAACACCACCUCCGAUAUCGCCCAAACCUGUGGGACUGAAGGGAUUCAAACUUCCAAGGAAGCAAGUGAAACGCUCAGAAUCCUUGAAGACCAGCGCGGAAAUGGAGAAGGGAAAAAUCCUUAACAAAAUUAACACUGAAAAGAAAACAAACGUUGCCCAGCACAAUGUUUCUGUCAGUAAGAAUUUAAUAACUGAGCCUGUGGCAAUCACAACAACCAGCAGUAUCAAAGAGGCUCCCAAGAGUUCUGCUGCUUCCUCAAAUCCAGCUCCUAGGGAGGAUAGUGAUCCAGCUAAAACUAACUUUGAGGAUUAUAAUGAUGAGGCAAGUCUUAGUCCUGACCUACCAGGUGAAGAGCCGCCUCCACCCCCAGAUAACAUAGCAUUUAUGAUCACAAACACCAAAGUUCAGGCCUUGUCCUGUGGUGAGUACCAGGAACUGGUGAACGCCAAGAAAGGAAGCGUCCAGACUGUUACUGUAGGGAACGCCGCAAAUCGUGGAAACAUUGCUGAGGAUCCCAUCGAACCACAGGAUAAUGGCUUCAACAAGAAGCCUGUCAUUAUCAUUUUUGAUGAGCCAAUGGACAUCCGUUCUGCCUACAAGCGCCUGUCCACCAUCUUUGAAUGCGAGGAAGAAUUGGACAGGAUGCUUGCAGCAGAGCGCAUCGAUGAGGAAAGCGAAGAGUCAGACACAGCUGGAGGAACCGAGGUGGUUGAUGGCAAAAAGGUCAGCUCUUUGCAGGUUAAUGCAGAUCACGCUAGCUCAUCAUCCUCAUCUUCAUCUUCAAUCUCGGACAGUGGAGUCCUGGAGUCAAAUGGUGAUGCCAAGCAGGACGGUAAGAAGAAGUUCAAGUUUAAGUUUCCAAAGAAACAGCUGGCAGCACUGACCCAGGCGAUCCGCACAGGCACCAAGUCAGGCAAGAAGACUUUACAGGUGGUUGUGUAUGAAGAUGAGGAAGAAAGUGACGGCACUAUCAGGCAGCACAAAGAGGCGAAAAGAUUUGAGAUUGCACGGUCAAAAUCCUUAGCAGAUCCUCCAAGCUCAACCGCGGUGAAGAAGCACAAUUCUGACUCCAUGGGCAGGACGAACGAGAUCCGCAAAAACACCUACAAAACACUGGACAGCCUGGAGCAGACCAUCAAGCAGCUGGAGACCACCAUCAGUGAGAUGGGACCAGUCUCCCCGACAGAACAAACCUUCACAGAGGAGCCUAAAACAGGAAACGGGAAAAGUUCAGAAGGAGUGGGGCUGAAGAGGUCGUCCUCUCUCCCUACAUCCAGAGGGUCAGGCUCUAAGGUACCCAGCAAAAAUUCCUUGCAGAAGAAGACUAAACCACAGCUCCUCCCUCGCCCUGUAGUCAUCCCUACUACCACAACCACCACCACCACUGUCCCCAGUGCCCCCAGCACCGUACAACAGAACACCAGUGUCGCUUCUCCCACUAGUCGGAUGCCCGUCCCUUUGUCUACGAAGUCCAGGCAGUCGCCGAAUACUACAGACAAAGCAGGAAAACAGCAAAAACUGCAGGACGCUCAGAGGCAGUUCCGACAGGCUAACGGAAGUGCUAAAAGAGUGGGAGGGGAUCAUAAAACUACUUCCCCUACUAUUCCCAUCUCUAAAAUCCCUGCUUUUUAUCCUAGCUCUACUAAAGGCAGCUCCCAGUGUGCACCAAACUCAGAUGCUACUAAUCCCAUUAACCCUUCCUCCUCCUCCUCCUCUUCUGUGACAAAGUCCUCCAUCCUGUCCUCUCACAGUCCUCGUUCCAGCUCCCUCCCCUCCUCCCACAUCCCCUCCCUGUCUAAUGGAUCCCUGAAACUCCCAGCACCCUCACAGCACACGGGUAAAGCUCUCUCGUUCUCCUCGCAGACUCAGAAUGGUCGAGUGCACUCCUCCUCCACCUCUUCAUUCUCCUCCUCCUCCUCCUCAACCUCCUCCCCCUCCCCUCUGUCGCCCACACCUUUGGGCCCGGGCGGAAAGAGCAUCCGCACCAUACACACCCCCAGCUUCACCAGCUACAGGUCCCACAACGGCAGCAGCGGCAAAUCCUGCAUCCCAACAGCCACAGCAGCUAAGGACGCUACCUAGCUCCAAUAUGGCCACUCAGGCCUUACCGAGUAGCAGGUAGACCAGGUCACGUUUUCAUACUCUACAUUUGAUUAAUGUUAUUUUUUUCUGUUUUGUUAGUAUUACCUGAUGCACUCCCCUUCUCCAUGUUUUAUUUGACACUGGCAUUCUCACACCGAUGCUUAUUUUCCUUUAAGUUGCAUUUUUCUUAUUUUGAAAUCUUGGAUUCUGCUUUGUUCUUGAAGGUGUACCAGAUGUUUCUGACAAAAUAUUUUAUAAUGGAACUAAAAAAUAUUUAGUUUUGCCACUUUGUAGUUGAAGUGGAAGGCUAUCAUGGUGUUGAAAAUCUAUUUUUAUUGCUGUAACUAUAGAGAAUAUAGAGUUGAUGUACAAUCGCAACAUACCUUGUAAAAAGUUUGUUUUAUUUUUCAAACCAGAGAUUGAAUAACCAUAGUAUAUUUAAUCUUCUAUAUUUCUUGUUGCCAGACAUUCAACGCAGCCCUUGUAAAUGCCUUUUAUGAUUGUAUACUUAAUGUAUGCAGACAUUUUAAAGUUGAACUCAUUAUUAACUUCUGUUUUCUAAGAGUAUUUUCUCAUUUUUCCACCAUUUAUGAACUGCCAAUUUCUUUUACAGAUGUGUAAAACUGGUAUCAUGAGUAAUAAAAUUUUCUUUUUAGUGUGCCUAUUUGCCAAAGUUGUUGUAAAAUAACUCACUUCAGGCCUAACCCAGUCACAAGAUAAAGGGGAAUUAACAUGCACUCUCGGUAUCAUGGCUGAAGUGUUGACUGCAGUGUUUGUGCUGCAGGUCUCCAUUUAAGUUAACAUGUAUUGUUGUCUAAAUGUAAACUGUACUAAAAAAAAAAGUGAUGAAUCAGUUCUACAACAUGUACAUAGACGCUUCUACUAAGGAAAUAAGUAGUUUUUUUUUAACAUACCAAAGUUUAUUUGUAUGCAUGCCUUUCAGAUACUUUAGGAGAGUGGUGUAAAAGAAGAAUUAUGUUUGCACAGAUAGAUUUUUGUAAAUAUCUGGUUUUCUCUCAUUUUUGUAAAGCUUUAAAUCAUACUAUAAAGGAGCAGUGUGGUAAAAGACAAAAACUGUGUUGGAGUAGCAAAAAUAAAGACUUGCAUGCUUGUAAUGCAUCCAG